Messenger RNA from Astrephomene gubernaculifera, 1086 nucleotides. Lineage: Eukaryota; Viridiplantae; Chlorophyta; Chlorophyceae; Chlamydomonadales; Astrephomenaceae. The record is from the annotation of a GenBank genome assembly.
UGACGUUUCUCUUGUUGUAACAACCAGACAAGAGGACAGGGCGCUGUUACGGAAGGCCGACUUGGCCAUGCUUCGCCCGCUUAGGGUGAUCAACCUUACGUCGUCUCUGACACGCUAUACAGCAGGACUCCAACUUCAGGAUUCGAUAGCUGAAGAACGCAAAAGCGGCUUGGUUGGCGACACCCUUCUUUUGCUGCAGCAUUAUCCAGUAUACACGCUUGGCAAAAGAGGCAGCGACGUUGACUUCAAGAAGCCCAAAGAGGAACUCGAGGCGUCGGGCGUCGAAAUUUGCGUUGUGCCAAGAGGUGGCGAGGUGACAUUCCAUGGGCCAGGCCAGCUUGUCGCCUACCCAAUCUUGGGUGUGCGGCAAGCCGGUCUAGGUGCGCGCACCUAUGUGGAAGGGCUGGAAGACAGCCUCAUCGACUGUCUUGCAAAGUACGGCAUCGCAGCCCGCGGCCGCGUGCCUGGCGCCACCGGGGUGUGGGUCGGGGAGCGAAAGAUAGCGGCCAUCGGAGUCCGCAUAUCCCAUGGCAUCAGCUCCCAUGGCCUAGCACUCAACAUCAACACAGACCUGUCGUACUUUGACAACAUCAUACCCUGCGGCAUCCGCGACAAGGAGGUCACCUCCAUUGCUCGGGAGCUCCUGCGCCGGCGAACGCCGCAGCCAACUCGUGGGUCGGACUCCGCCCCUGACAGCAACCUUCGCCUUUACCAGGACCAGAACCCGCUGUCACUGCAGCCUCAGCCUCAGCAGCAGCAGCUGGAGCAGGACCGGUUGCAAUCAUGGGUGGAUUCAGGGGCAGGGGCAGUGGGUUGCCCUAACAUCGUCACCGCAAUUUCGUUGUCGGUUCCAGAGUUUGGGACAGUGGUGGGGGAGCUCGUGGAGAGCUUCAGCCGGCGACUGGGGUUCAGGCCGGAGGAGGUGCGUUGCUAGCCUCGAUGGGAGGAAAGAAUUGGUUGGUGUGGUGUUGUGCUGGUGAUGGUGAUGGUGGUAAAACAACAGAGCUAACGGGGCUGCUGACCACACGAUAGCGCUGUCGACCGAGGAGAGGAGCACUGGCGACUGGGGUGGUACCGGUAAUGGUG